CAGUACUAUCUGAUGACCCUUGAACAUUCUUUGAAUCACAUGUAACUUAUGGUUCUUCAAAGCUUUAAAUUAUAGUUGGACAGCCCCAGGUCAAAUCUUACCCCACAUCACCUCGCGAGCAUGGCACCAUCCCGUCCUCAAGUCCGCAUACAGACAGAUCCGCCUGAAGUCCUGGAUGUAUCAAACUCGAUCAUGGAAGCAGAAAGGGUCCAGCGCUCGACGUCCUACGGGCAGUCAAACGAGGACCAGGAUGGAAAAACGACGAGCGAAACAGAGAAGGACGUCGAUGGUUCUUCUGAUAAUGUGGCAGAUGACUCGAAGAAGCAGCCAACAGCGAGGCAGAAGAUCAAGCUGCCGCAGAGCUUGCAAUGGAUACCCUCUAACUCUACUUGGUCCAAAUGGAAACCCGUCAUUCGAAGCGCCCUUUCAGCCUGGAUCACAGUGGUAGUGUUUGUUAUUCCUCGAACAGAGAAUCUACUGGGACAGGCAGCCUUCCUUAUCGUAAUAGCUUCAUUUUUGUCGCCGCCUAGCGAGCCUUUCAUGGUAGUUCUGGAACGUGAACUCCUCAUACUCACGUUUGUGCUAUUGGGUUGGGGCUGGGUCUGCUUGGGCCUCAUGUUUGCCAACUUAGCUCGCACACAAACGCUACCCGACGCUAGUCUACAGACUAUCAUCACAGGGGCGUAUAUCGAAGCAGCGCCCAAUGUAAUCCUAGGCGUUUUCCUCUUCAUCGCAAGUGUUUUCUUCCUGUACAUCAAAGCUCGACAAGGCCCUGGUCCUUUCCUCUUCGCUGCCGUGUUUGGAUGUAUAUGUGUUGACAUUUCCUUUACUACCGCCGCUCUCUUUCCUUAUCCAUACUACACGAUUGGUCAAAUGAUUGUUCUUCCCUUGGUCUUUCAUUCUGCGAUCGCACUCACUACGUCGAUUCUGGUGUUUCCACAGUCUGUGUCCGCUCUAUUUACGACGUGCUUGCAGGGGGCCAUCGCCCCUCUUGCAAAGGUCAUAUCAUUGCACAGGUCUCAUCUCCUCGAGGACGUUACCUCAUCCGCGUUCUCCUACACAGAGAUUACAGCUGCAGCAAACAAAGCUGAGGAUGCGAUGCCUAUGCUCGCAGCUGUCGCUCGAUUGCUGAAAAUCGAUAUCGUCUACGCGCGCUUCGCACCUACCGAUUAUGACGAAUUGCAUAACAUCGUGCGGAAGCUCACGGUACGAGCGAAUGGCAUGAGUGUAUAUUAUACACUCAUCGAUCCGACGCGGGAGAGAUUCCCUGUCACGCCCGCUGCCUCCCUCCCGGGAACGCCUGUACGCUCCAGACAAGGUUCUCCUCGGCCUGAUCGGCGGACCCCUAUUGGGACAGAAGAGAAGCACGCGCCGUUUUCUAACCAUGAACUCAGAGAUCGCAAACAAUCCCGCCACCACCAGCGGCCAUCUUCCCGCCCACGGUCGUAUCCUGCGAGUUCCACCUCACCCCUCCAUUUGCACCGUUAUAAGCACUCGCAUUCGCACCACGCUCACCACACGCUCUUGCACAGCUCCUUGUUGCACUUGGCGCUUUCUCGGGCACCCAAGCGCACUGGGGAAACAGCAGUAGGUGUGUUUGAGUCGCAGAAAUACUUGAAUUUGGAGGCGAUACAUCUGUCUCAUCCGGAAUCGGCUUUCUUUACCGCUCGGGCGACGGAGCUACUCAGUAACAGCUGCCAGGAUCUCCUGGGCGUGUGUGAGGAAGUACUUGUAAGCUCUGGGGCCUGGACAGGUAGUGUUAGGAAGCAUCGCUUCAAUUUUUGGAGGGGGCGCGAUGAAGACAGGGAUCAAAUUCACAAGAAAGAAGUACAAAAGUACGAGGAUUUGCUCGCAAAGUUAACUAAGGUGCUAGAUGAAUUCACAACCAAGAAGAGGUUGAUUGUUUUGGACCCAUACCGUCCAAUGUUCGACCCCAGCUAUGAUGCAUCGAGUGACGAUGAAGUUCCUCCGCACCGGUUUCUAUUCCAUUGCUAUGUAUACCAGUACCACCUCUUGCGGUUUGCUAUGCUAUCACAAGACCUGCUUAAAGAAAUUAUUCGACUCGAAACGGAAAGAAAGAAGCCCAAAAUAUGGCUUCCUUCGUUGCCGAAGUUGUUUGCGUGGACAACAUGGGAAGCGUCCGAGACCAUGGUACAGGAAGGCGACGAUGAGGAUCCUGAAAUGAUCCCAGGCAUAGACCCUGCUUGGAUGACGGACCUCGGAAAGGCGGUGAAACGCGAUCCUGAUGCCCUUCCUCCAGGGAAUGUACUCGAAAUAGCCAUGAACUGGAUUUACCGCGCUGCCAUUGGCAUCGGAGGUGGAAACGUGCUCUUCGCCUUGAAAGCGGGAGCGUUAACGGUGAUCCUUUCUAUCCCGUCUUUCCUCAAGUCAUCUGCAAAUUAUGCAUACAUGAACAAGUUUGUUUGGGCGGUCUUCAUGGGUCAGCUUACCAUAGCGCGUUUUCGCGGAGACACGACAUUCGGUCUAGUAGCUAGGAUCGUGAGUACCUUUGCUGGCUGUUUGAUUGGCACAGUCAUGUGGUAUAUUUCUGCAGGGAAUGGCCGAGGUAAUCCUUAUGGACUGGCAGCUGUGUCUGCAGUCUGCUUCCCGGCAAUUUUCUUUGCUCGAUUGUACUGGCCCAUCCCACCCAUGACUAAUUUGAUUAUAUGGGUCACAUCGGCAUUGGUCGUGGGGUAUUCAUAUGAAGACACUCAUUUGACUGUUGCUUCGUCGCCAGGGUGGGGUAUUGAUGUGGCUUGGCGCCGUUUCGUAUUAGUCGUCGUUGGUGUCCUAGCUGCUGGUAUUUUCUCUCUCUUCCCUCCGUCAACAACGAUUCGUUCGUAUCAGCGGCGAACGCUGGCUACAACAUCGGCCGAACUUGGAUCGAUCUACUGUUCGGUUGUGUCUUACGCGAACGCAGGCGUAGAAAAAGAAGACUCCACCAUCAUAAUUCGGAGCCUGUUAGCCAUCCGCAGCAAACUCAAGCGCUCACUCGUGCUGAAAGCGAACGUCAUAUACGAGUUUUCGCUGCGCGGAAAAUGGCCUGCUGAGAGAUAUCAAAAGAUAUUGGAGAUGCAAUUGCAAAUUGCGUACCAAUUGUGCCAUUUGAUGUCCAUAGUGCAGCAUCUGGAACCUGCAUGGGCUCAUGCCUUCCUUCGCCGGACGCGGAUGCUUGAUUCGGAUUUCCAAGGCGAUGUACUUGCUGUCAUCAGUCUUAUCUCCAAUGCACUGCGCACAGGCUCCCCAUUGCCUCAAAUUACCCCAUGUCCAUUACUUGACAGGUUCAUGAUCAGGCACCACGGUUUGAACGUAGUGCAUGAAGAGUCGGAAGAUAAUUAUGGAUUACCGCGGACGCUCACUGCGGAAACAUUGGAGAACCUGCAGUACCUGACAUUCUGCGUUGGCGUUUCCACCGCUUUUGGAAUUAUCACUCGACUCGAUCGGUUGAUGGUUGCUGUUAAAGAGCUGGUUGGGGAGCAGUAUCAUAUUGAUGGUGUGGGGAUGGGGCAUCACAGAACGUGGACGGGCGUAGAGAUGACGUCGCCGACGAUGUCUGUGAGAGCGACAGAAGUUUGAGGCGUUGAUUUGUUCGAGUUUAACUAUCUAGGAAUAUGUAAUUUGUGUAUCAGUAAGUGCGCACAGACCAGUAUGACCUAUUCGAUUAGUCCAUGGAGGAAGUCAAAACCUUGACGUACUCCACAUACUCCAC
Molecule: messenger RNA, 3709 nt
Organism: Suillus clintonianus
Lineage: Eukaryota; Fungi; Basidiomycota; Agaricomycetes; Boletales; Suillaceae
Exons: 21
Coding region: 121-3576 (1151 amino acids)
Source: RefSeq, a predicted model, not a curated record